Messenger RNA from Varroa destructor (honeybee mite), 3557 nucleotides. RefSeq lists its product as uncharacterized. The record is from RefSeq and is a predicted model, not a curated record. NCBI's taxonomy places the organism in Eukaryota, Metazoa, Arthropoda, Arachnida, Mesostigmata, Varroidae.
GUUGAAAGAAUUUAAGGUUUUACCUUAAGUAAAAAUAAAUUCUACCAGUCACUGAAACAGAUAGAUAAAACUAAUAUAUAUAGAAGUCGGCAAAAGGAUGAGGAUAGGCUACAGUCGACAGUAUCGUUUUCAAAUAGUUAAAACGGCGGAAAGAGAUAGACUUACCUGCUCUUAGAUUCCGCUAUGGUGCAUUGAAGAUAACAGAUAAAAAGUAUAUGUUGUCAGAUAUUUUUUUGCCUCGAGGUAAAUUUACAGCCACGUUUACAGGAAUCGACUACAGAUGUUUUCAGAACUCGGUUCGGAUACUCGCGUAAUGUAUACGAAACCAAAGAAAGAAUGGGAAAAAGGUAUUCUUAAGGGACAUAUACGCAUAAAAUCGCCGCGAUAAUUCUCCAAAAAAGGUCUACAAAUAAAAAAUAUUUACGAAUAUAUGAAGCCGAACCUAUCUAUAUUCCAUAGUCACCGUGGUGGCAGUAUACAGGAAUAAUGGCUAUUUCAAUGCAAUGUUGAGCUAUAAAUGUUAAAUUAGGCAUUUCAUUACAAAUUGCUAAAAAUGGUUUUAUAAAGAUAGAAGAAAUGGAACAAAAUAAGCUAUUCGUCCUUUGGUUUCCUAUAUGGUGUCACUUUUCGGCGACAACUAUGAACGAUAAAAAAACAAGGUAAUGGAACAUAGACUUUUUAUUUGACUGAAAUAUACCUGUACAGUUUCUUCUCUGUUUGAGCGUUGUGUUUCACACUGAAAACCAUUAAUUCUCUAAAUCUAACUUCAUUAUAUAAUACCUCAGCUAUUUCUCACAGAUUUUUCGCUGUCAUUAUUUGUCAUCUCUCGUAACCGUGCCAUUGCAUUGUAUAAUUUUGGAAACUUUUAUGCUUCCAAUUAUUUCAUGAGCUAUAGAGCUAUGGUAGUUGGCACAGCAGUCUCAUGGGACGGAUGAGUACAACGCUCAUCCCUAUUUGCUCUCUUUAGUCUACUACCAACAACUAGCUAGAACUCCGUGAGCCUUAACGCUCUCACCUUGCCUCUUAUUAUUUCUAGUUUUAUUUUUAGAAGCGUACAUCUCUCGAUUAGUUAUCAGUAUCUAUCUGUACCGCUUCUGGGCAACGGCGUCUGACUUACGGCCUGAUCACGUCGUGUCAGAUAAUUUCACGUGUAUCGUCACCAGCCAGCGCAAUGUCUGACAAAUUCUGUACGCUGUGCUUUUGGGCUCUGUCACGCUGACUUUCCUGCAGUCCUGCGUAAAAGUCCUAACUUAGAAUGCAGCUCUAAUUGCAAAGCUUCUUAUUUAUACAAUGUGUUUCUAUUUCGAGUUCCCCAACGAUAUUACUGACGGUUAAUAUAUUAUAGAACCCUUAGUUCAGAAGUGAAAUACAAGAAAUUGAUCAGUCACUGCAUGACUCGCGUGCACAAUUUGUAUAAACCAAUUAAUUAUUUUCAACUAUCUUCACUCAUAGCCUAAAUAUGGACGAUCACUCUCAAUUGUCUGAACUGUUAAUCACUUGGAAUUAUCAACUGCUGGUAUUAUACCGUACAAACACCGACGUCUUCCAGAGCAAACUUAAUUGCUAGAGGCUUACUAUUUCGUACAAUAGCUUAGGAGGGGUAACAUAUCCUUAAAAAAGAAUGCCCCCUAAGACUAUCAGUCAUCCAUAGUUGAAAGGUACAUAAGUCAAUUCUAGACAAUGAAAGAAUAGUUUACUAUCUUUGUUGGGUAUCGAUGUUUCUUUCAUUUAGAAACUAAUAAAGAUACCUGCGGCAUAUAAUUACUUGUAACUAUUAUAUUAUAAGUUAUUAUAUUUUCUGUCUCACAUUUACAUUCGGAGCUAUGCGUAGCUAACCUGUCCAUAAUCCACGGGAUCAACUUUUCAGUUUUGUUGAUUAAUAUAUUUGUGCUUUUCGUAGCGGAGAGGCCGUGAUUUGUCCAAUGCGAGUAAACGUUUGCUGGCAUCGUUGACUUUUGGGUCAUACUCGGGACAGGCUAAGCGCGCUGAAAUACUUUGAGAGUAUUCAUUGAUGAUUGCUAAUUGACCUCAGGCAAAUCGCUCAUUUUUUCCUCCUCGGACCAUCACAGCGCGAAAGUUCUGAAAGAUCGCGACACAAAUCCUUUCCAAUCUAAAAAAAAGCAACUUGCGUUAGAAUCUUUCUCUUCACUUAAUCAGGCGGCUGAAAAUUAAAAAAAAUCCAUGGACAAUGAUCAGUUGACUAGGUAUAGUAACUCUGGUCGACAAUCCGAUUUUUACGAGUUCUAGAAGAAAAGUUUCAAUAAUCAUGACAAAUAUAACGGAGGACUUUUUCGUCAUUAACGUUCGAUGCGACGUCCUGUGAAACGCGUACAGAUGUUUAUGUUGAAAGCCAACUACAUUUAGUUGUAAAUGCGUAUGGAAAUGAGUAGCUGACACAUUGUCGCAGGGUGCCUUUAUAGAAGUACGACUAUUACAACAACUACAUUGAAUUUGUGAGAGAGGGUUAUCGCGGUUUACAUAUAGUAGCUUUGGUGAAGAGAGAUCGCAAGGGUACACCAGUUGUGGCCCGAGUUUCAGUCAGGACAAAAGGCUACUCCGUGACGGUGAAGUGGUCAGGUCGCAAGAUAUUCACCGAUUACGUGCUACAUCUGAAACCAAGCCUGCCACCUUUUGGCCAAGCAAACCUCUCUAUAAAUACGUGGAAUCACUAGAAAAACACUCAAGGCAGUUAAGCUCACUUAAACACAGUCACUCAGUCGUCAUAGAUGAUAUAUCCUGUAAAAAUGACUGCCGGCGAGGACCCCGUUAGUAACCGAACAGAUAUGGAGUGUUUGAAUAUAGGGGAACAGGAUACUGAAUCGUCAGAGCAGGAAGAUUCUCGACGUGAGUCUAUUCCACUCAUUUUUGAUCAUUCGUACACCGAACGGCAAAGUCAUCUACACCGAGAAACCAAAUGGCUUGGUGACAAAGCACGUGAGCUCCACCGAAAGUUGGCCGUUUUAAAACGUGUCCAGAAAGACAUUGAGGAACGAACUCGCAUUUUGAGGGAGAAGAACCUUGAACUACUAGAACGGAAUCAGCAACUCAGCGCCGGUAAUCGUCAGCUUCGAGACGAACUUGUUGAAGUUAGCGCGGUGCGCAGGGAGAGAGAAGAAUAUCUACGUUUGGCCAUCAUCCAUCAGGAGUUCACUUGGGAAGAUAAUGCAAAGGAUCAGUACUCAGAUCGUCACGGCGACAAAGAGCCUUGAGAGGGAUCUUUUUCGUUAACCUACGGGUUGAAACGACGAGUAUUUCCAUAUUCAUAACGUAGAUACGUUUAUGUAACAUAGAAGUGAGACUAUAUAAUCAAUUUCUGGUCAUGUUUUAUACUCACUUGCAUACGUUUGUAUAUGACACAUGAACGGCAUAGAAAGAAAAAAAACUAGCAUACCUUAAUUUACCGUACUUUGGUACAAAGCUCUCAGUAGGUCACAGGUUGUUUAGUCGAACGGAAGAGCUUUUCUUCUUAGAAUGAUGUCAUUCCUGUUUAGUUUAGACAAUAUGACAUCUAAUUAUGUGAAGUUAUAUUGUGUAGUGACCCUGUUAAUUGAGAAAGA